Musa acuminata subsp. malaccensis (wild Malaysian banana) is the source of this 1541-nucleotide messenger RNA. RefSeq lists its product as uncharacterized. The record is from RefSeq and is a predicted model, not a curated record. Gene Ontology annotation, biological process: dolichol-linked oligosaccharide biosynthetic process; protein N-linked glycosylation. Gene Ontology annotation, molecular function: UDP-N-acetylglucosamine-dolichyl-phosphate N-acetylglucosaminephosphotransferase activity. Gene Ontology annotation, cellular component: membrane. NCBI's taxonomy places the organism in Eukaryota, Viridiplantae, Streptophyta, Magnoliopsida, Zingiberales, Musaceae.
GGCGCCUCCUUUUGUUCCAAACCCGUACCCGCGAGUCACCACAUCGUCUCUGCGCCGCCGCCAUGGCGACUCGCCGGAAGCCGACCUCGAAACCCUCGGAGAUCCCGCCGGAGGUGCGGUCCGUGGAGGCGAAGCCCCCGCAUCCGGAUCCUCUGGCCCCUCCGAAGUUUGGUCUCAUCAUCCCCGUCGCUGCCGCGUUCUUCCUCUCUUUCUUCUACCUCGUAUUCGUCAAGUACCAGAUCGAGCCCGACCUGCGCCGAUCCAUCGCUAUCAACGCCGCUAUGAGCUUCGGCGCCUUCGUCUUGGCCGUCCGGAUGAUCCCCGUGGCGGCACGCUACGUGUUGCGACGGAAUCUCUACGGGUUCGACAUCAACAAGAAGGGCACACCGCAGGGCACCAUCAAAGUGCCUGAAUCUUUGGGUAUUGUUAUUGGAAUUGUCUACUUGGUUAUUGCUAUACUGUUUCAGCAUUUCAACUUCACUUCAGACUCCAAUUGGCUCGUCGAAUACAAUGCGGCACUAGCAUCUAUCUGCUUCAUGAUUCUUCUAGGAUUUGUGGAUGAUGUUCUUGAUGUCCCAUGGAGAGCAAAAUUGGUGCUGCCCUCAUUUGCAGCUCUUCCCUUGUUGAUGGCAUAUGCUGGGCAUACUACCAUCAUCAUACCGAAGCCCCUCAUUCAAUAUGUUGGAGCAGCUGUUCUGGAUUUAGGUUGGAUAUACAAGCUAUAUAUGGGUAUGUUAGCUGUUUUUUGCACAAACUCCAUCAACAUACAUGCUGGUUUAAAUGGCCUGGAAGCUGGGCAGACUGUUGUAAUUUCAGCCGCGGUCUUAAUUCAUAAUGUCAUGCAAAUUGGUGCAUCUACAGACCCGGAAUAUCAGCAGGCUCAUGCAUUUUCUAUUUACCUUGUCCUUCCUCUGCUGACCACUUCAUUGGCUUUACUUUCAUACAAUUGGUAUCCUUCAUCAGUCUUUGUUGGCGAUACCUACACUUACUUUGCUGGAAUGGCUUUGGCUGUAGUUGGAAUUCUUGGCCAUUACAGCGAGACACUUCUGCUUUUCUUCUUGCCUCAAGUUUUGAAUUUUCUUUAUUCAUGUCCUCAGCUUUUUAAGAUAAUUCCUUGUCCACGGCAUCGCCUACCAAGAUUUGAUCCUCAAACAGGACUCUUGACGGGGACAAAGGAUGGGACCCUUGUAAACCUAUUCCUGAGAUUGUUUGGUCGGUGCACAGAACAGAUGCUAUGCAUCAGGCUUCUCAUUUUCCAGGCUUUAUCAUGCCUCUUGUGUUUCUGGCUGAGGCAUGUUCUUGCUGGAUGGUACAAGUGAGACGUGAAGAGCAAACAAGGUAAGCUUGCAGUUCGAACUACAUUCAAACUACAUUUUGGCUGAUCGAUCCCUGACAAUACUUGUACUCUUUAUUAGAAACUCAACUUUGUGGAUUCUUGUUGAUUUCAUUGGAUGUAAAAUUUUCCAAUUUGCGUGGACGAGACUGUUAUUAGCGAUACUGUAUUUAAUCUGAAGAGUUUAAUUACCGCGUCCAUGGUUUAA